UCAUUUCCUUCCUUCCUUCCUCGCAUCGUUCCUUCCUUGUUCCCUCGCUUCCGUCCUUUCUUUCUUCCUCAGUUCCUUCCUUCCUUGCUUCCUCACUUUCUUCCCUCCUCGCUUUCUCGUUUCCUCGUUUCCUUGCUUCCUUCCUUCCUUCUUUGCUUCCUUGCGCCCUUCCUUCCUCGGAAUCUUUCCUUCCUCACUUCCUACCUUGCUUCCUCGCUUCCUUCUUUCCUCGUUUCCCUCUUUCCUUCCUUGCUUUUUUCCUUCCUCGCUCCCUUCUUUCCCCCUUCUUUGCUUCCUCGCUUCCUUCACAAAUUUCUUCCUCACUUCCUUCCUUUCUUCCUUCCUUCCUUGCUUCAUUGCUUCUUUCCUUCCCUCCUUCCUUCCUUUUUUUCCUUCCUUGCUUACUUAUAUUACUCCCACCUUCACUUCUUCGAUUUACUUCCUCCAUCCCUUCUUUACUUGCUUGCUAACUCAAUUACUUACUUCGUUGCUUGUUUACUUCCUCACAUCCUUGCUUGCUUUCUUGAUUAUUUACAUUCUUUCAUAUGGCAGUGGAAAGACAAAUUUUGAUGAAAACCUGCAAACGAACAAACGAACGAGGAAAGAACGCAAGGAUGGACAGAAGAACAGCCGAAAAAACAAUGAAUGAACAAACGGACGGAUAGGCGGCCAAAAGAACGCAUGAAGGAAAGAUAGAAGAAAACAAUUUACAAAAGAUCGAACCCACGCACGCAAGAACGUAGUUACAAACGAACGCACGAAUGAACGCACGAACGAACGAACACACAAACGAACGCAAAAAGAACGAACAGACGAACGCACGCAUGAAUGGACGGUUGAACGAAAGCACGCACGGACGAACGG
Owenia fusiformis is the source of this 864-nucleotide messenger RNA. The record is from the annotation of a GenBank genome assembly. NCBI's taxonomy places the organism in Eukaryota, Metazoa, Annelida, Polychaeta, Sabellida, Oweniidae.